CGGCGUGGGCGGGGCCGCAGGGGGUUGUCCGCCCGCGGCACGCACAGCAGCCGCAGCCGCCUCGCGCACGGUCCCGCGGUCGCAGCUCGAGCCGCAGCCUUCGCGUCCCCACCGUCGCCUCAGCCGCUCGCUUCGUGGGUCGGUGUCUCCGGCACACGGGCUCCAGCCGCGCCGCAGCUGCCCUCUAAGCCCUUCAGGCCGCCCAGGUCUCCUCGCCCGGCCCGACCCAGCCCGCGAAGAUGGUGGACCGCGAGCAACUGGUGCAGAAAGCCCGGCUGGCCGAGCAGGCGGAGCGCUACGACGACAUGGCCGCGGCCAUGAAGAACGUGACAGAGCUGAAUGAGCCGCUGUCCAAUGAAGAAAGAAACCUCCUUUCUGUGGCCUACAAGAAUGUGGUUGGGGCACGCCGUUCUUCCUGGAGGGUCAUUAGUAGCAUUGAGCAGAAGACCUCUGCAGAUGGCAAUGAGAAGAAGAUAGAGAUGGUCCGUGCUUACCGUGAAAAAAUAGAGAAGGAGUUGGAAGCGGUCUGUCAGGAUGUGCUGAGCCUGCUGGAUAACUACCUGAUCAAGAAUUGCAGUGAGACCCAGUAUGAGAGCAAAGUGUUUUACCUGAAGAUGAAAGGGGACUAUUAUCGCUACCUGGCUGAAGUAGCCACUGGAGAGAAAAGGGCAACUGUCGUGGAGUCAUCUGAGAAGGCCUAUAGCGAAGCCCAUGAGAUCAGCAAGGAGCACAUGCAGCCUACUCACCCCAUUAGAUUAGGCCUGGCUCUUAACUACUCCGUUUUCUACUACGAGAUCCAGAAUGCCCCAGAGCAAGCAUGCCACUUGGCCAAGACCGCUUUCGAUGACGCCAUCGCUGAGCUCGACACUCUCAACGAGGACUCCUACAAGGACUCCACUCUCAUCAUGCAGCUCCUCCGUGACAACCUAACGCUCUGGACAAGCGAUCAGCAAGACGACGAUGGUGGAGAAGGCAACAAUUAAGGCCCCCAGGUGGACUGGCAGCGCACGCUGAUGCUACUACUGCAGUCUUUAUUUUUUUCCCAUGAGUUGGGGUCGGGUGGGGGAGGGAAAGGGAGGGCUGACCUUCCUAGGGAGAAACCCACGACCUGUCCUGUCUUUGAUCGCCUCUUUGACAUUUUUGCCAAAAUACCACUAGUGGAAAGUCAGGCUAGCUGUGCUGGUAUUGGAAUAGCAGCCUCACACUGGCAUAUGGACUGUUCUGUAGAUUCAUGCAAGUGGAGCUGUCUGUCUUUAAUUUAACUUAUUGCUAGGUAAUAGGGUUUAAGAUGAAAAGAAAACUUAAAUGGAAUGGCCCUCAUUCAAUAAGUUCUGUGGUUCCAGUAAGGAUUUUUAUGUACAUAUGCUCUUGUCUUAAGUUUUGGGUACUUUCUAUCUCAUCUGUUUUAGCUGUGCAGUUUUUUUAGGGCGUACUCUACCAGACAUGGAAUAGUUUAAAUCCCAAACUGGCAGACUUAGAACAUAAGGUGUAUUUAUCCUUGUGAUUUAGGCCUUGCCAGUUUUCUGAAGUCUCUGAUUAGUUGACAGUAUUAACACUAAAUUGCAGUUUACAGUAUUUCUACAUUACAGCCAUAUGUAACAUCAAGCCAUCGAUUGUGUAUUUUUCUUUGCUAGUUAUUUUGGCUUUACAUCCUUAUUCAGCCUUAUCCAGGUUGGUUUUGCUGUUAUCUGUCUCCUAGGCCAAAAGGCUUGCCUGAGGAGAAUCAGAGCUACUUUAGGUUUUGGUUAAUAGGUGCUUGGCAGGUGGCUGUGGGAUUUUUGUCCUUCUUUCCUCUCAACUUAAAUCACCACAAAAAUUAGUAAUCACUUUAAUAGAAACGUUAAACACCACAAAAAUAGAGAAAAUUCAGGUCUGUAUGUCAUUUAUUGUGUUGAUAUUUUCAGAGAAAUCCUGAUUUUUAAGCUGCCACAGCUCCUUCCUCAGGGAUUACGCUGCCAUCUCACUCUUCACUUGGGUCUUCCCCACUGUACCUUACGCCGAUGGCUCUCAGUUGGGUGUACCUUAAGGUGCGCCACUGUACCUUGUGCUCAUGGCUCUCAGAGAAGCUAAUGGGUUGUAGAAGCUGGGAGAUCAUUUUGAGAAAGUUGGUGGUGCAGUGUGUGAAAAUUCAGGUGCUAGAAGCUUACUGGUGGAAAAAUCCAGAAGGAAGAGCUCUAUUCAUAAACAUUCUGUCCAAUUUCGGGAGCCUUGUAAGUGUGUCAGUUUUUCCUCCCUGAAGACACUCCUUCCCCAAGUAAUUGUUGUAGGAAGAUAAACUAAAAUCAGCAGAUAAUAAAUACUUAAGUCCUAUUUGACCAAAACUUUUUCUAUAUGUUUUUUUCUUUUUAAUGGAAGCAUAGAAGUUGGAGAUUCAUUUGUCUCUUGUGCAAUCAGUGCACAUUUUGGAAUUGAAGGAAAGAAACUACAUUGCUAUUUCCACAAAUUUGUUUUCAGUUAGCCUUGGGGCCUUCGUUCUUGUUUUGGAUAAAUCUGUCUGAAAACAUGACCUGUUGAGUGUGUGUUCAGCCGUUUUUAUAAGAUCAGUAACUGUGAACUCCCGAGAUAGGUAACGACACCAGACUUGUUUUGUUUGUUUUAGUCAGGCAAGGAGAGAUAUGAAUGAUAAUUGAGGAAAAACUGACAGUUGCUUUUGCUGAUUCUAAAAUUGGGCUUACAAGUAUGAAGUGAAUACAUUUAACAGGAUCCAGGUGACAGUGAAGAUAGAAGAAUGAUGGUGAUACUCUGUAAUAUUGCACAGUUUGCCCAGCAUGACUUUCCUUAGAAGGUUCCCUCCACAUGCUAGAGCAGAAGUCCCAAUUACCUGAACCUACCAGAAGAACUAACAGAGGAAAGCUUACCAGCUUUUGUGCCGUUAUCGGGGCCUACAGUCAAUGCCAUGGAUGGGAAUAGAUUUGGGGGGGUAGGUGGGGCUUUCCUUAACUUCUCUUCAUGUCCCGUGAGCAGUGUUGUGUCCUUCCUUGUAGCAUUUGGAAAUGAUUUACUGGAAUUACAAAACCUAUUUUUCUUUUAAAUUUCAGCUUUGGCUCUGGCUGCUUUUUAGAAUAAUGCAAGAUAAAAUCAUACCUGAGGGCUGAAAAUGAAGAGGGAGUGGGAGACUUGAUAUUUAAGCAGCUUGAAUGGUUUCUUUUCUUUCUUUAUUUUUAAAGAAAUGCACUUGCCUAUGAUACUGUCUCCCCAGUGAAAUGGUUACUCCUCCAUUACUCUAUUGAUACAAUAUUGUGCAUGCUAGUGUUGUAUUUCUAUACAGUAGCUUGAAAUUUAUUAACUUAUACUGUAGGUGUUAUGUAUUCCUAUGACAAAAAAUUAAGUCUUCAAAUUUUUUAAAGUUUUUUUAAUUUAAUUUUUUCUUUUGGGGGUAAAGUUUGCUCUACCAAAUAGUGAUCGUAACAAAUUGAUCUGUUUUGGAUGUUGCUAUAGUGACAUGCAGUUAUAUAUUUUGUUUUUAAAGGGUGGGGGGGGGGAGCAAAAGAAACACCAGUGUUAGCUUAAUCUUAAUGUCUGGUGUUUGUCAUGGUGAAAUUAUAACUAUUACAGUGUAGGAGAACAAUGACUAUGUUCUCUGAAUGAGCCUUUGUGCUUUUUGUCAUGUUAUGCAGUGAACUAUUUUUAAGGUCUAAUCAGUGAUUAUUUUUCCAACUCCGUGUUUCUCUAAGGAAUUAUUUCACACACGGACCAUUCUUAGCAGUUUUCCUCAGUGAUGGAAUAUCAUGAAUGUGAGUCAUUAUGUAGCUGUCGUACAUUGAGCAAAUAAACUUACAGAUCUGAU
This is a messenger RNA of Equus caballus (horse), 3787 nucleotides long. It is a transcript of the gene YWHAG, whose product is annotated as tyrosine 3-monooxygenase/tryptophan 5-monooxygenase activation protein gamma. Gene Ontology annotation, cellular component: cytoplasm. The record is from RefSeq and is a predicted model, not a curated record. NCBI's taxonomy places the organism in Eukaryota, Metazoa, Chordata, Mammalia, Perissodactyla, Equidae. Gene Ontology annotation, biological process: intracellular protein localization; signal transduction. Gene Ontology annotation, molecular function: protein kinase C binding.